Nanorana parkeri is the source of this 267-nucleotide messenger RNA. RefSeq names its product phospholamban (gene PLN). Gene Ontology annotation, biological process: negative regulation of calcium ion import into sarcoplasmic reticulum; negative regulation of heart rate; negative regulation of ATPase-coupled calcium transmembrane transporter activity. The record is from RefSeq and is a predicted model, not a curated record. Bases 88 to 246 code for a protein of 52 amino acids. Gene Ontology annotation, cellular component: membrane; sarcoplasmic reticulum. Gene Ontology annotation, molecular function: ATPase inhibitor activity. NCBI's taxonomy places the organism in Eukaryota, Metazoa, Chordata, Amphibia, Anura, Dicroglossidae. The transcript has a single exon.
CUAAGGUCCUCUUUCACCUCGCACACGGAAAGCCACUCUCUUUCUUCACCUCUUCUGUAACCUGCACCUCUCUGUCCUCCUCUAGCCAUGGAGAAGGUCCAGCACAUGACCCGCUCCGCCAUGAGAAGAGCCUCAAACAUUGAGGUCAAUCCACAGACCCGACGAAACUUACAGGAACUCUUUAUCAACUUCUCUCUGAUUCUCAUCUGUCUUCUUCUCAUCUGUAUCAUUGUGAUGCUCAUCUGAGACCCUUUACUGAACAGCCCA